Chaetura pelagica (chimney swift) is the source of this 735-nucleotide messenger RNA. Its product is annotated as zinc finger protein 367-like. Gene Ontology annotation, cellular component: cell-cell junction. The record is from RefSeq and is a predicted model, not a curated record. Gene Ontology annotation, molecular function: ionotropic glutamate receptor binding. The transcript has 5 exons. Gene Ontology annotation, biological process: homophilic cell-cell adhesion. Bases 1 to 735 code for a protein of 244 amino acids. Lineage: Eukaryota; Metazoa; Chordata; Aves; Apodiformes; Apodidae.
AUGGGGGACAUUGAUCCAUGCGGCAGCAAAAAUAAAAGGCUCAUUGACAGGUUAGUAAUUGUGGAAGUGGCUGAGAACAGUCAGGAUGGGAUAAGACGUGGCCGACCAAGAGCAGACACAGUUCGUGACCUAAUAAAUGAAGGAGAGCAUUCUUCCAGCAGAAUACGUUGCAAUAUCUGCAACAGGGUGUUCCCACGAGAGAAAUCACUACAGGCACACAAACGAACUCAUACCGGUGAAAGACCUUAUUUGUGUGACUACCCAGACUGUGGGAAAGCCUUUGUUCAGAGUGGGCAACUCAAAACUCACCAGCGUCUUCACACAGGGGAAAAGCCUUUCGUCUGCUCAGAGAAUGGCUGUUUAAGCAGAUUCACACAUGCAAACCGUCAUUGCCCUGAACACCCAUACGCCCGGCUGAAAAGGGAAGAACUCACAGUCAGACUGAGUAAAAAACAGACAGUUGACAAUAAAGCUGCAGCUGAGUGGCUAGCAAAAUACUGGGAGACUAGAGAACAGCGUGCUCCCACUUUGAAAAGUAAAACAAUCCAGAAAAUGGAUCAGGAACAGCAGGAUCCUAUGGGAUAUCUUCAGUCUGAUGAAGAGGAUGAUGAAGAGAAAAAAGAGGAAAAUAGUGCUCAUUCAGCUGCUCACCGCCGCCUACAGGAGCAGCGUGAACGCAUGCAUGGUGCAUUGGCUCUUAUUGAGCUUGCAAACCUAGCUGUGGCACCACUGUGA